Messenger RNA from Sodiomyces alkalinus F11, 1149 nucleotides. RefSeq names its product DFP-domain-containing protein. Gene Ontology annotation, biological process: coenzyme A biosynthetic process. The transcript is spliced from 2 exons. Bases 1 to 1149 code for a protein of 382 amino acids. The record is from RefSeq and is a predicted model, not a curated record. Lineage: Eukaryota; Fungi; Ascomycota; Sordariomycetes; Glomerellales; Plectosphaerellaceae. Gene Ontology annotation, molecular function: phosphopantothenate--cysteine ligase activity. Gene Ontology annotation, cellular component: cytoplasm; nucleus.
AUGUCUUCUUCCAUAAAUACCGACGUGGAGGACCACUACUUCUCCUCUAACCCACCCCCCAAAGCUCUGGCCCACCAUGAGGCUCAAGCCCGCGACUUCAUCAGCCAGCAUGCCGCCGCCAAGCGCCGCGUCGUCCUUAUCACCUCGGGUGGAACAACUGUUCCCCUUGAACGCAACACGGUUCGCUUCAUCGACAACUUCAGCGCCGGCACCCGAGGAGCCACCUCGGCCGAGUACUUCCUCGAGUCGGGCUAUGCCGUCAUUUUCCUCCACCGUCAGUUCAGCUUGCAGCCCUACUCGCGCCACUACUCCCACGCGACCGGCUGCUUCCUCGACUUCCUGCAGGAAGACGCCUCCGGCACCGGUGUCGUGGCCGCCGACGACCACCGCGACGAACUGCUUGCCGUCCUGCGCAAGUACCGCGCCGCCCGCACGCGCAACACGCUCCUCGCCAUCCCCUUCGUCACCAUAACCGACUACCUCCACGAGCUCCGCGCCAUCGCCCGCCUCAUGCGGCCCCUCGGCCCCCGCGGCCUCCUCUACCUCGCCGCCGCCGUAUCGGACUUUUUCGUGCCGCCGGACCGCAUGCCGGAGCACAAGAUCCAGAGCACCGACGCGACCGACUUUCUGCACGAGCAGGAGCCGGAGCCGGAGCCGGAGCCGGAGCAGCAGCAGCAGCAGGAGGAGGAGGAGGAGACGUUCGACAACUUCGACUCCUCCCCCGCCGUCCCCCGCUCCAAGCGCCUCGUCGUCGACCUCGACCCCGUGCCCAAGUUCCUCAAGAACCUCGUCGACGGCUGGGCCCCGAACCAGUUCAUCGUCAGCUUCAAGCUCGAAACCGACCCGGGCAUCCUCGUCCACAAGGCCCGCUACAGCCUCGAGCGGUACCAGCACCACCUCGUCGUCGGGAACCUGCUGACCACCCGCAAGUGGGAGGUGGUCUUCGUCAGCCCCCGCCGGCCCGACCGCUGGCUCCGCGUCCCCAGCCCGGCGUGGGAGGGCAAAGAGGGAGAACCGUUGGAUGCGAAGGACCUGCCGGACGGGGAACCCGAGGUGGAGAUUGAGAGCUUGAUUAUCCCGGCUAUAGAACAGUUGCACGAUGAGCAUAUCAAGUCGCUGCUGGCGCGCAUGGACGGUGCGCGGCCAUGA